This is a messenger RNA of Microthlaspi erraticum, 2085 nucleotides long. Lineage: Eukaryota; Viridiplantae; Streptophyta; Magnoliopsida; Brassicales; Brassicaceae. The record is from the annotation of a GenBank genome assembly.
AUGGCAGUGACCGGAGUUUCGUUGGCCGUUGGCCGUAUUCUCCGGCGCGACAAAACCACCCGCAAGCGCGUCCGGAGUAGCCGACCCGAAACUUCAGUGACCUACCAAAUUCUCGAGCAACUAGAUGGCGGCAACGUCUCGAAAGCCGUCUCUAUUCUCUUCCCUUCUCUAGAGCCAGUUAAAUUCUGGGUUUACGAGCGUCUCUUCCGUUCCUGUACUUCGAGAUCGCUUAUAGUGCAAGUCCGUAAAAUCGUAUCCCACUUGUAUACUUUCAAUCCCGUGCCGCCGAUUUACCUAGUGAACAGAGCAAUCGAGACCUGCGGUAAAUGUCAGUGUGUCAACGAUGCACGAGAGGUGUUUGAGCAAAUGCCUGAACGAGACGGUGGCUCUUGGAACGCCGUGAUCACCGCUUGUUCGCGAAACGGAGUCCACGACGAGGUGUUUCGUAUGUUCCGCAGGAUGAACAGAGACGGGAUACGAGCUACGGAGACUUCUUUCGCCGGUGUGUUGAAAUCGUGCGGUUUAGUCUUGGAUUUGAGAUUACUAAGGCAGCUUCAUUGCGCUGUGGUAAAGCAUGGAUUUUCCGGGAAUGUGGAUUUGGAGACUUCGAUUGUUGAUGUUUACGGCAAGUGUAGGGUUAUGAGUGAUGCGAGAAGAGUGUUUGAUGAGAUUGAAAACGCUAGUGAUGUUUCGUGGAACGUGAUUGUGCGGAGGUAUCUUGAGAUGGGUUUUAACGAUGAGGCCGUGGUGAUGUUCUUCAAGAUGUUGGCGUUGAAUGUUCGACCUUUGAAUCACACUGUUUCUAGUGUAGGUCUGGCUUGUUCAAGAUCAAUGGCACUUGAUGUAGGAAUUGUAAUCCACGCCAUUGCCGUCAAGCUUAAGUUUUUGCCAGACACUAUUGUCUCUACUGCAAUCUUUGAUAUGUAUGUGAAAUGUGGGAGAUUGGAUAGUGCUCGUAGAGUGUUUGAUCAAACCGAGUCGAAAGAUUUAAAGUCUUGGACUUCGGCGAUGUCAGGGUAUGCAAUGAGUGGUAUCACUAAAGAGGCAAGGGAGCUCUUUGAUCUGAUGCCUGAACGGAAUGUGAUCUCUUGGAACGCAAUGUUGGGAGGAUAUGUACGAGCUGGCGAAUGGGAUGAGGCGCUGGAGUUUCUCGCUUUGAUGCGUGAGGAGAUGGAAGAGAUUGACAAUGUCACUCUUGUGUGGAUACUAAACGUCUGCUCUGGUGUUUCAGAUGUUCAAAUGGGGAAGCAAGCUCAUGGCUUUAUCUACAGGCAUGGAUACGAUACGGAUGUGAUUGUAGCCAAUGCACUUCUUGACAUGUACGCAAAAUGCGGCACCUUUAGGAGUGCUAAUAACUUGUUCCGUCAGAUGAGUGAGCUAAGGGAUGAGGUUUCGUGGAAUGCUUUGUUGACUGGUUUGGCUCGUGUUGGCAGGAGUGAGCAAGCUUUGUCUUUCUUUGAAGGGAUGCAACUUGAAACGAAACCUAGCAAGUACACACUCGCGACGCUCUUGGCAGGUUGUGCAAACAUUCCUGCUCUUAACUUAGGCAAAGCAACUCACGCGUUCCUCAUCAGAAACGGUUAUGAUAUUGACGUUGUUGUUCGUGGUGCUAUGGUUGACAUGUAUUCUAAAUGCCGGUGUUUGGACUAUGCGAUCGAGGUGUUCAAAGAGGCAGCUACACGGGACUUGAUUCUGUGGAACUCUAUCAUUCGUGGAUGCUGUCGUAACGGGAGAAGCAGAGAGGUGUUUGAGCUGUUCAUGGUUAUGGAGGAUGAAGGAGUAAAGCCUGACCAUGUCACCUUUCUGGGGAUCUUACAUGCUUGCAUACGAGAAGGCCACGUCGAGCUCGGUUUUAAGUAUUUCAGCUCUAUGAGCACCAAGUAUCUUAUAUUGCCGCAGGUUGAGCAUUAUGAUUGUAUGAUUGAGCUCUACUGCAAGUAUGGUUGCUUGCAUCAGCUUGAGGAGUUUCUCCUCUUGAUGCCUUUUGAUCCAACUAUCCAAAUGUUGACGAGGAUACGUGAUGCUUGCAAAAGUUACCGAUGGGAAAAGUUAGGAGCAUGGGCUGGUAAACGGAUAUAUGAAUGA